This is a messenger RNA of Diatraea saccharalis (sugarcane borer), 8058 nucleotides long. The record is from the annotation of a GenBank genome assembly. NCBI's taxonomy places the organism in Eukaryota, Metazoa, Arthropoda, Insecta, Lepidoptera, Crambidae.
AGCAAAGAUGAUAUUUCUUUGACAAAUCCUUAUUUCGUUAUUGUAAGUUCCAUGUUAUUCUUAAUAAGCGUCAUACAAUUUUAAACUUAAUUGUAGACAAUGCUUAAGGUUGACACAUUUUCGUGACGUCUCUAGAAUUUUUGUAAACACGCUUGUCGAAUACACAAUUUCUAUAGUUGAAUAGGCUAUUUAUUGCGGAAGUAAUGGCUUCCUAAAAUUUAAUUGGAGACAUAUUAACAAAGUAAUUAUUAAAAUAAACAAACAAUAAUUGUGGCACAAUAUCAAGUGUUCAUUUAAAGCAAAUGUUUCUGGUGAAUAUCUGUAUUAUCCGGCGUUUUCCCCUUAUUCUAUGUUAGGCCGCGUCCCAUGAAUUAAAUACAAAGAUUAACUUGCAAAAUAGGAAUGAGUUUGAAUUUGUCUGAAUAUAUUGCAUCUAGUAAACGAUAUUUAUACCAUCGAGAAGUUGAUGCAUAUCAAUAUUUUGGUUGUUAAAAUGUAAAAGACAAUGAAAGCUUGUUAUACAUACAGAAGAUAAAUAAUUAGAGGCCUGGAAGUGGUUGUAGUACUUCGAUUAUUAUGAGUAACGUUCGAAGUAGUCAUUCGCUACUAAGUAAAAUGAAAGAGUUGGAAGAAGACGAUGGGUCUGAUGACUCGAUAGAUAGCGAAGAUGACGACGAGACCAUUGCAAGAAUACAACGGGCUCACUUCGCUCAGGCGGCAGCUAUGAACUCUCGUAGGCGUGCAGCUCCGCGUCCCAGACCAAUGAGCCAUAAAAGAAAAAUGGAAGCUGUUAAAAAUUUCCACAAUUUCACUAAGAAACUGAAAAAAGAUACUGGUAUCACCAUUCACAGCUUAGUAGGCAACAACAUUUUAGAGUUGAGUGAUUUCUCAAGUGAAGACAGUAAGUCUGAAAGUGAUGGUUUGUCUGAAGAAGAAUUCGUAGUGAACCCUAGUGCUGUUCAGGAAUUAGAAGAAGACAAUGAAAGUUAUAUUGACCCUUUUACUGGUGAUAUUGUACAAACUAAAAAGAAACAUGUUGCUUCACCAGUACUUCAACAGCAAAUAGCUGUAGUAUCUAAUACAGGUGGAGAGGUAGCGGAACAGAUAAAACCUGAGACGAGUAUUGAACCCGAAAGUGUUACUGAUGAAACUCCUAAAACAUUGUCAAUAAGUGACAUUAUUAAUGAAGGUGAUUUGGAUCUAACAAACAAGAAUGUGGAAAUAGCUGAAGUGGAUGAAGCAGAGUUGUGUACUGAGAAAACUUCCGAAGACCUCUUGGAUAUUAAACAGGAGGAAAAUAGCCAGGAUUUUGAUAUAACUGAAAAACUAAAAGAAAUGGGAGAAAUUAGUGUCAAACCUGUGAAAAAGGAAGAAGAAGAGUCAACACAAAAGGAAGGUGAAACUGAAGAUAAAAAAGUUGAUCCAGAUGAUGAGAAGAAAACAACAAACACAAAUGCUUUGAAUGUACGUCGCAACAUCAGAGAAGUUAUGGAUGAAAAGAAUUUAGAUGCAUCCACAUUGGCAGCACAGCGACAAGAAUCAGAACGUCUGGCUAGGGUUCAAGAACAACAAAGGAUUAUAAGAGAGGUCCAAAGACAAAUUGCUAUAAACCGUCAAAAUAAAAUACACCAGAAAACAUUAUCUUUACUGCAAGGUGGCUCAUCAUUACUGAAGAAAUCUGGUGCUGGUCAGAAGUUGAAUUUGCCGAAUACAGUGUUAGUAAAACUACCGUCUGGUGAAGUAAAGAAAACUACAGUGAAACAAGGUCAAUUAGAAGUCACAAAAUUAAUGAAACCUACAACAUCGGGUGCUAUAUUACAGAGGCAUGAAAAACCUUAUCAGAAGAGUGAGAAAAAAGAGGUCGUUGAAAUAGUUGAUAGCAGCAGCGGUGAGGAGUCAUCCUCAUCUUCGUCAGAUUCAGAUGACUGUAUCAUGUUAUCAGAUUCUGAAGUUCCGCCUAGUCCUGAAGCAGCAGAUGAGGAUCCCAACAAUUCAGGUCUUCAUGUCAAUGAUGCAUACAACAUUCCGGAUGAACAAGGUCGCGUGUUGAUUAAUAUUGGUCAUCCAGAAAACGAAGAAGAUAUAUUUGUAGCUCCACAAAUCGCCAGAAUCAUAAAACCACAUCAGAUUGGUGGAGUGCGGUUUUUAUUUGAUAAUAUCAUUGAAUCAGUAGAGAGGUUUUCCACUUCAACAGGUUUUGGUUGUAUUUUAGCACAUUCUAUGGGUCUCGGCAAGACUUUGCAAAUUGUGUGCUUCUGUGAUAUAUUUUUACGACACACGCAGUCCAAGACGGUAUUAUGUAUUAUGCCUAUCAAUACAUUACAGAAUUGGGUGGCUGAAUUCAAUAUGUGGCUGCCUUUAGAUGCAACUAAUAGCCCUUUAGCAGCUCAUGGCGAAGUGAGACCAAGACAUUUUCAAAUAUAUGUUUUAAACGACAGUCACAAAACAUUGCAAAUGCGAGCAAAGGUUGUAAAGGAUUGGACAACCACUGGUGGAGUACUUAUGAUAGGUUAUGAGUUAUAUAGAUUACUAAGUAUGAAAAAAGACAAAAAACCUCGUAAGAAAAAGAAAGCUGAUUUGAAAGCUGAUGCUGAAAAAGAAAAGGAGGAUAAGAAAAAUGAUAAAUUCGAUGGUCAUAAUGAAGACACUCAAAAUUCAGACAGUACAAAUCAAACUAAAGGAUUGGAAGAGUUAAAAGAAGAUGGUGACAGUAAACUUGAUGCAGAUGGCAAAGACGACUCCAAAAAAGAGGAGAAGAAAGAAGACACUGUUACUGAUGAAGAUAAGAAACUCUUAGAUGAAAUGUAUGAAGCUCUGGUAAAGCCAGGCCCUGAUCUUGUGAUAUGUGAUGAAGGUCACCGAAUCAAGAACUCCCACUCCAACAUAUCAUAUGCAUUGAAGCAAAUGAGAACUAAACGUAGGGUUGUGCUGACUGGAUACCCAUUACAAAAUAAUUUACUUGAAUACUGGUGUAUGGUAGAUUUUGUUCGCCCUAAUUAUCUUGGUAGUAAGACUGAAUUCUGCAACAUGUUUGAACGUCCUAUUCAGAACGGUCAAUGUAUAGAUUCUACGCCCCAGGACAUACGUCUCAUGCGUUAUAGAGCGCACGUUCUACACUCGCUACUCGUUGGUUUUGUGCAAAGACGUUCUCAUGCCGUGUUACAAUCCACUCUACCACAAAAAGAAGAGUAUGUGCUUUUAGUGCGAAUGACACCGUUACAAAGAAAGUUGUAUGACAGAUUCAUGAAUGAAGUAGUCCGAUCUACGUCUGUGCCAAACCCUUUAAAAGCAUUCGCUAUUUGCUGUAAGAUUUGGAAUCAUCCUGAUGUUUUGUACAACUUUCUGAAGAAACGUAGCGAAGUCAAUGCCGCUAUAGAAGAAGAUUUAGAUUUAGAAGAAAUUGGUGGCGUGACUAAGGCAGGGCGCCCUAAAACCUCUAAAGCCAAACCUGGACGACCAGCCAAAUCACGGGGUGCAUCUAAGAAGCCUGCAGCUACUAUACAGCCGAACACAACAGGGGUAACACCGAAUCGAUCUGAUCAAAAUACUUUUAACACUUUUAAUAAUCCGCCCAAUGGUCCGUAUAAUCAACCACCCAGUACAUACCGACCUGAGCAACCAGGGGGAUCGUUUCCCCCAUAUCCUAAUUAUCAGAACCAAGGUCCUGGAUAUUACCCACCAAAUCAAAAUUACAAUCAGAAUUAUGAUAGCAAUUACUAUCAACAACAACCACCUUACGGUAAUAAUUACCCAAAUCAAUAUCCUCAAAAUAACCCCGAGCAAGGCUAUAAUCAAAAUUAUUGGGGAAACGGCAAUUAUUAUGGAAAUUCUGGAUAUUACAAUAAUCCACAAUAUCCUAACAAUCAGCCCUCACAGGAGUACAGAGGUAAUCCUCCUGCUGAGUUUAGUAACCCUCAGCAGUUUCCACCCAACUACAAUCCACCUCCACAGCAGCACAAUCCAGCAUAUGGCAAUAAUGCAUUGCAACCAUAUCAAAACAAUCAAGAAGGAUAUGGAAAUCAACAGAGGCCACCAUAUCAAGGUUAUAACCAACCUGGGUAUCCAGACUACAAUCCGAAUGCUCAGCCUGGACCAUCUUCCCAAGAAUAUUCUAACCAAUCUUAUCCUCCACCUUAUCCCGGUAAUUCAACGUAUGGACCUAAUGGUACGCCAUACAAUCAAUACGAAAAUCAACCACCGAACUAUCCUAAUAAUAUGCCAGGUUACCAAAAUAAUAUCCCGCCUAAUACACACGCUAACAAUGCUGUGGAACAAACUAUAAAAUCUGAACCGAACACGCAAGCUUACCAUAACAGUGAGACAAAACCAGAACCCAAUGUCGGGUUACCUCCUAAUACUGAUGCGGGGCCCUAUUCAAAUCAAGGUUACAACUAUCCGCCGAAUGCCGCAGCGCCUGGAUUCCCGCCUGAUUCAACUGAAAACACUAAUGUUACUUAUCCAACUCAAUAUCCAAAUUUCCCUUCACAUUUGGAAACAAAACCGCCUUUAGGAAGUGCAGGCUCAGGCAGUCCUGUUACUUCAUGGCCAAUUACUGAGAUAAAAACCGAAAUAGAUAAACUUAAAAUUGAAGAAAAGUUGGAAAUGAAGUCUGAAUCUGAUGGUGAAGUAAAAAUAGAAGAUUUGGAUACUAAGAAGAUCGUCAAAGACGAGAUAAAAAAACCGCCUAUACUUGAAACCCCAGUAUUAAACGAUGUGACUCCUAAGAAAAAUAAAGACACGAAAAUUGAGACCUCAAAAAGCAACUGUUCGGGUUCUGAAGAAGAAAUUCCUAAAAAAGGAAAACAGAGGGGCAAAGGUAAACAGAGUAAAAAGACAGACAAAUCAAAACCAAAAGGUCGAACGAAAGCUAAAGGAAGGAAAGACAGAAAAAAGUCAAAGGAAAAAAAUAAUGGUGAAUCUGAAUCCGAAGAAAGUGAGAAGGAAGAAAAGAUGAAUAGAGAGGAAGAAUUGGCUAUGGUAAAGAAAGCAGAGGAAGUUACAUAUGACUGGGCCGCUGAAUUAUUGAAAGAUUAUAUACCAGGCUUAAUAGAGAAUUCAGCUAAAAUGGAGUUGUUCUUCUACAUAUUAAAUGAAAGUAUAAAGAUGGGUGAUCGUUUACUACUUUUCAGUCAGAGUUUGUUUACUUUGAACUUAAUUGAAGAUUUCUUGGAAAGAAAUUAUAUACCUGGUACUAACUGUAGGUGGGAAAGAAAUACAAACUAUUAUCGUCUCGAUGGUUCUACACAUGCAUUGGAACGCGAGAAAUUAAUCAAUGAGUUCAAUGCAAAUCCUCAUGUUUACCUUUUCCUAGUAUCCACCAGAGCUGGAUCAUUGGGUAUUAACCUCGUUGGUGCCAACAGAGUCAUUGUUUUUGAUGCUAGUUGGAAUCCUUGUCAUGAUACGCAAGCUGUAUGUCGUGUUUACAGGUACGGUCAAAAGAAACCCUGUUUCGUCUAUCGAUUUGUAAUGGAUUGGUGUCUCGAGAAGAAGAUCUAUGAUCGUCAGAUCAAUAAACAGGGUAUGGCUGAUCGUGUUGUUGACGAAUGUAAUCCAGACGCAGUGCUUUCUAUGAAAGAAAUCACCAAUCUUUGUUUCGACAAUGAUGAAAAAGAAUCGGAACCUAAAGACCUGUCCGAGUACAAGGACAAGUAUUUAGACAUUCUUAUGCAAGGUAUAAUAACGCAGCACUGGAAAUCACUGAGCAAAGAACCGUUCCAACACGAAUCUUUAUUGGUUGAUAGAAAGGAGAAAAAAUUAUCUAGUGCCGAAAAAAGACUUGCACAAAGAGGGUAUGAGUUGGAAAAGAAAGCGGCCCUCGCCCCUAAGCCGACGACGGCGUAUCGUACGGUGCGUACGGCGGAUGGCAGCUUAGUGCAGAGACCGGUCGCUUCCGUGCGGCCGAUGCAACACGGCGCGCGCUGGAUACCCGCCGACGUGUGGAGGCGACAGGGCAUGUCCGCGCAGGAGAUGACGUUACCGCUCGAUGUCGUGAUACCUACAAACUCGGCGGAGAAAACCAAUAUCGUGUUGAAGGCUGGUCAACGAGUGAUGGUUUUGAAGUCUCCGAAAGGCAUAUACAUGCAACUAGAGUCAGGAAAAAUUAUUGCAAUUAAGACUUCUUUCAAAGGAUUAGGAGGACAGAAGAGUGGUGAUAAUAAAGAUAGUCCUAUCGGAAAGAAAGUGUUAAGCAGUCGUCCAUCUGGGUCAAGUAUUCCGGGCUCCCUAAAGAAUAACUCGGCGAUCACUAUCACUUCUAAAACGGGGCCUCGACCAUAUCAAAGAGUACUAACAAGGCCGUCUAUGAUGAAUAAAAUAUCAAGACCCGUGAUACCUGGUCAGAAAAUUGCCGAUAUUAGGAGUAGAUUGAACGAGUUGAGAUCAUAUUCUAGUAUGCGCCCCAGGUCACCGAUUCCUCCAGGCAGAUUAAUGCGACCUAACCUACCAGGAUCAGUUAGUAUAACAAAAAUUACUAAAGACGCUAAGAAGUCUGAUAAUGAAAAUAGUGAUACUAACACAGGUAAUAGAAUGGAUGUGGAUUCCGAGGAUGACCCUCAAGUGUUGGAAAGUGAUGAUGAUGACGACACUAGAGCACAUGCUAGCUCGUUGUCGCCUUCUAGUCGAAUUUUAGACAGUGGCAAUUAUGAUAGUCAAGGACGUCCAAUGUCUUCCACGAGGCAAGAACAAGAUAGAGAAUCAAAGCCUCAAUCAUCAGAACCACUAGUUUUAACUACUGAUGAGAAAUUGCCUUCAGAAGAAGCUUUAGAGAGAAAACCUAAUCGGGAAUUCUCAUCAGAAAUAAAAAUGGCGCAACAAAAAGUGAAAAGAACAAAAAAUGAACAACAAAAGUUAAAAUCAGAUCUGCAAAAAUUGAAAGCGCAAUCAUUAUCAAUGGAUAGGCUGAUGCCAAAAAUAGAUCCGCACCAUUUGAAAAUGGAGCAGAAAAUGCCACACAUGGAACAAGGAAUGUCACAAAUGGAACAGAUGCCCCAGCCGGAUCACGAUAUUCACGUAAACGAACCGGUCGAGAGAAAAAUUAAUUUACUGAAGAAUUAUCGACACCAGCGGCAAGGUAGUCGCCCGCCGACAGAAUCUAGCUUAUUACAAUUGGAGAGAACAGCUAGUGUUUUAAACAAAGAAGGUAUGCCAGACUUCCGUCGAAACUUGGAUGACAUAACACAAUCGUAUUCUCCAACUAAUGAGGAGAAACCAGCUAGCAAAUCAAGAAAGAAAAAGGUCCCAACCAAAGUGGAUGUCACUGAAUCUCAAAGUAGUGAGCGGCAGCCCCCAACUGUAGGGAUGUCUCACAGUGUGUCUAGUCUAUUAGGGUCUACCACAAAUAACGUACAAAAGUCGAGAAAAGGUGAACAAAACAUGGCGCCAGUUGCGCCAAUAGAAAAUUCGGUAGCUGGAGCGCAAAGACUGAUGAGUCGAGCUUCUGUUGGAUUACCUCCUGAAGGCGCUGGAAGUAGAAUGCCAUUUCCGCAAGGACUCCCUGUGAAACCUCAGGGUAUUCAACCACCUAUGUCUGGUAUGUUCCAUGGGGAAUUGGAUAAAAGCAGUUCGCCUGCAAUGACCCAUCCACAGGGCGCUUUGCCGCCAAGUCAGCAGUUCCCCCCAGCUAAUCCACCUCCAGAAGGACCUUAUGCUCAAUAUCCAGGUCAGUAAAACAGUUUACUAUUUUUUGAUCAAUUAGAAAAUUGGUGUUGGAAUCAAAAGUAACAUACAUAUUCGUGAGGGUAUAUAUAAUAGGGGUUAAAGUAUGGAAUUGCAUUUGUACUGAAAAUCAAAAUUGUUUAUUUUUAAGUAAUUUAUUUAAUCAAAAUAGUUACCAUAUUUAUUUAUACAUUGCUGCCAUCUACUAGGAAGGUCAUUUAUGCCUUUGCGAUAAAAUUCUGAGGAUCUAGAUUGCGAAAACAUUUUGUACUGCCUCCUGGGAAGAAAACUUCUUGUCACGUAGAUAAUUAUACAAAUAACGAAAAAAUGGUAGUCCAUUGGAGCAAAGUCUGGCGAAUACGGAGGAUGACGAAUGGUUUCUAACUGCAGUUCCUGAAGGGUCAA